Molecule: messenger RNA, 3927 nt
Organism: Erpetoichthys calabaricus (reedfish)
Lineage: Eukaryota; Metazoa; Chordata; Cladistia; Polypteriformes; Polypteridae
Gene: uso1
Product: USO1 vesicle transport factor
Exons: 26
Coding region: 148-3066 (972 amino acids)
Biological process (GO): vesicle fusion with Golgi apparatus; transcytosis; endoplasmic reticulum to Golgi vesicle-mediated transport
Cellular component (GO): cytoplasm; Golgi membrane; endoplasmic reticulum
Molecular function (GO): protein binding
Source: RefSeq, a predicted model, not a curated record
CAUGCGCCAUGCCCUGACAGCGCUGUUCCGGGGUCGACGCUUGUCUGGUCUCUCACGGCAAACAGAGCCGUGCUAACUAAGCUUAGCCCAGCUGGCGACGGAGAACUCUCCAGUGUGGCGGAUUCUUUACCAACUCAGGGGGAGAAGAUGAAUUUCCUACGCGGAGUGAUGGGAGGCCAGUCGGCGGGGCCGCAGCCCUCGGGAGCGGAGACGAUUCAGAAGCUAUGUGACCGAGUUGCUUCCUCUACUUUACUUGAAGACCGCAGGGAUGCUGUACGGGCCCUGAAAUCCUUAUCUAAGAAAUAUCGAAUUGAAGUUGGCACUCAAGCUAUGAGUUACCUGUUGCAGAUAUUACAGACAGACAGAUCAGACUCUGAGAUCAUUGGCUAUGCGUUGGACACUCUGUAUAACAUAAUCUCAAACGACGGUGAAGAGGAGGAACAAGAUGAAUCUGAAGAGGAGAGUUCACAGAAACAGCCUGAUGAUUUGGGCAACCAGUUUACAGAGAUAUUCAUCAAAAACCAAGACAAUGUGACCCUUUUGUUGUCCCUGUUAGAGGAGUUUGACUUUCACGUCCGUUGGCCCGGAGUGAAACUUCUUACAGCCAUGCUGAAGAACCAGUGCCCCCAGGUCCAGAGUAUAAUUCUUGAAAGCCCACAGGGAGUGUCUCGCCUGAUGGAUCUUUUGGCAGAUUCAAGAGAGGUCAUUAGGAAUGAUGGUUUGCUGUUGUUGCAACAGCUGACAAAAGGCAAUGCAGCCAUCCAGAAAAUUGUAGCCUUUGAAAAUGCCUUUGAGAGGCUGCUGGACAUUAUUACAGAAGAAGGCAACAGCGAUGGAGGCAUAGUGGUUGAAGAUUGUCUACUUUUAAUACUGAAUUUGCUGAAAAACAACAGCUCCAAUCAGAAUUUUUUCAAAGAAGGCUCUUAUAUUCAGCGUAUGAAGCCAUGGUUUGAGGUGGGAGAUGAUAAUUCAGGGUGGUCUGCACAGAAAGUGACCAAUCUCCAUUUGAUGCUUCAGCUGGUCCGAGUAAUGGUCUCUCCAGUCAAUCCCCCUGGUGCCACCAGCAGCUGCCAAAAGUUUAUGUACCACUGUGGUCUCCUGCAGCAGUUGUGCACAAUCCUCAUGGCUACUGGAGUCCCCGCAGACAUUCUUACCGAGACGAUAAACACUGUGUCAGAGGUCAUUCGAGGAUCACAACUAAACCAGGACUACUUUGCCUCAGUAAAUGCACCUUCAAAUCCUCCAAGACCUGCGAUUGUGGUUUUACUGAUGUCUAUGGUGAAUGAACGACAGCCAUUUGUUCUUCGCUGUGCUGUCCUCUACUGUUUCCAGUGCUUCCUGUAUAAGAACCAAAAGGGUCAGGGGGAGAUUGUUUCAACUCUGCUGCCAUCAACCAUAGAUGCCAACUCAAUAUCUGCAGGCCAGCUGCUUUGCGGUGGUCUUUUUUCCAACGACUCGCUCUCCAACUGGUGUGCAGCUGUGGCGCUGGCACACGCACUGCAAGAUAACUUGACACAGAAAGAGCAGCUCCUGAGGGUACAGCUGGCAACAAGUCUUGGCAACCCACCGGUAUCGCUGCUGCAGCAGUGCACCAACAUCUUGUCACAGGGCGAUAAGAUCACCCGGAAGGGCAGCAAAAUCCAGACAAGGGUGGGCUUGCUUAUGCUGCUGUGCACCUGGAUGACUAACUGCCCCAUCGCCGUCACCCACUUUCUGCACAAUCAGCCCAACGUCCCUUUCCUCACAGGCCAGAUUGCAGAAAAUCUGGGUGAAGAUGAGCAGUUGGUCCAGGGCUUAUGUGCUCUUCUGUUGGGAAUCUGUAUCUUCUACAACGACAACUCACUGGAAAAUUAUACCAAAGAAAAACUUAAACAGCUAAUUGAGAAAAGAAUCGGCAAGGAGAUCUUUAUUGAGAAAUUGGGAUUCAUCAAUAAGCAUGAACUGUACUCUCGAGCAGCCCAGAAACCACAGCCCAUAUUUUCUAGCCCAGAGCAAAUGCUGUUUGAUCACGAGUUUACGAAAUUGGUGAAGGAACUAGAAGUGGUGAUAACGAAAGCAGUGCACAAGUCCAGUGAAGAAGAGAAGAAGGAAGAAGAAGUAAAAAAGACUUUGGAGCAACAUGACAGUAUUGUGACUCGGUACAAGGAGCUUAUUCGGGAACAAGAUUCUCAGAUAAAUGAGCUGAAGAAGCAGGUCACCUCCUUGAGGGGAGACAACGAACAGUUUCAGUCUACACUGGCCCAGCAGCUCUCUCAGAUACAGCAACACAAAGACCAAUACAACGUCCUGAAGCUGAAGCUGGGGAAAGAAAACCAGCAACAGCACAUCUCCAGUGACGGAGCGCAAAUCAAUGGCAUUCAGUCUGAAGAGGUUAGCCGGCUGCACGAGGAGAUGAGUGAACUCCGGAAACAACAUGAAGUGCUGCAAGCAAAAUUAGCGGAAAAAGAGUCUCUCAUUGAAACAAUGAAACUGGAAGGAACUCAACCCACAGGCAACACUGCUGAGAAUGUGGAACCUAAUUCUGACCAGCAUAAGGUGCUGGAGACUUUAAAAGCUCAGGUACAAUCGCAGAUGUCACAGAUACACCAGCUUCAAAUGGAACGUGAGGAGCUGCUGAAGAAAACAGAAUCUUCCGUAGCAGCAGUAGGAAGUGCAGAAGAUGCAACAGCAUCUCGAAUUGCAGAGCUAGAGAAAAGACUGUCAUCCAUGCAAGGCGAGACUGAAAAGUUAAAGAAUGAAGUACAGAGCUUAUCAAAUGCAAAAGCAGAACUGGAGCAGCAGCUAAAUACAGCAAACUCCAGUGCUGCCAUUCUACAGAAUGAAAAAAGUAAACUUCAGAAAGAAGUGGCGGAAUCUAAAAAGGAGCAGGAUGACCUCUUGAUGCUUCUUGCUGACCAAGACCAGAAAAUCUCCUCAUUGAAGAACAAGUUAAAGGAUUUAGGAGAACCGAUUGAAGAUGAAGAUGAUCUAGAUUCUAAAGAUCAAGAUGAUGAUGAUGAUGAAGGUGAUGAUGAUGAGGAGGAGGAUGAAGACGAAGAUGAUGAAGAGGAUGAAGAUGACUCCUAAUUUUGUACUCUAGCAAAGCAGAUUGCACAGACACAAGGAGAAGAAACAAACCCGUGCUGGACCUGAACGGUGUGUGGCGGCGCGUAGACCAGAAGAGGACCGACUGGCCUUGGACUUAAAAACUGCCAAGCUGUUGUGGGACGCGUCAAGCAGCUUCCUUCAGCUUGGUUUCCAAUACACUAUUUUGUUUUAGAAUAUAUUUUAAUAACAGAAUUUGACUAUUUGUUUAAUGGAACGAUAACUCUCUCCAUUACAAGGAGGACAGCUUUUCAUAAUGUUCUAAAUAUGUCAGUUCUUCAUGUAAAAUAUUUGUUUAGAUUUAUUUUUAAAGAUUUUUUUUUUAAUUUCUCACUCACCUCCAUUAUUUUUUUGCUUAGCAAAGCAGGUGUCCUCUUUUAGCAUGUUGCCAUCUAUUAAAAUAUAUUUACAUGCAACACUGAAGAAAGGCAAAUUUCCAAGUGUAGUUUGUAAAAAGAUGAGUUCUGUCACAUUGCUGCAUUAAGACAAAAAUAAAAGUCCUGUGCUUUUUUUGUUUUUAUCUGUAGCUGUAAUGAGCUUCUGGAAGUGAAAGUCUAAAGGACAGCUGCCGCCAGUCAUUGAGAGACAAAUAUAAAUGAAGGUGCCUUCUCCAUUUUUAAGCUGUAUAUCUCGAAACCAGGAAAUGAACCAGUCUUACCAAAUUCUGAAAUUAACACUGUAAAAUGGCUCGCCUUGCUGGAAUUCUACGAAAGAAGAUUUCAGUAUUUUUUUGCUAGUUGUUGUAAUGGCUCAGCUGUAUCACUGAGCGUAAAAGUUUGAUUAUAUAAUUUAUGGCUUGUAUGCCAAGAGGAAUAAAUGAUGAAACACUUGUAUCUAGACAAA